UCGAUCCAACCACCACCUGAAAUUUUUUUUCUCUUCUAAAGAUAUUUCCGUUCUCCUCCUUUUUCUGUAUUUCUUCAGCAUAGGUUCCUUUUCCUUUUCUGCAUUCCCACAUAUACCCUCCACACAAUGUUCAAGCAAAUCACCAAGUCUGUCCCAAUUGCUCCAAGAUUCGCCAGAACCUACAUCGCUGGUCAAUUCACUGGUGCCAAAGGUCCAAACGGUAAAUACACUGUUACUUUAAUUGAAGGUGAUGGUAUUGGUCCAGAAAUCUCCCAAUCCGUCAAAGACAUCUAUGCUGCUGCCAAUGUUCCAAUUGAAUGGGAACCAGUUGAUGUCACUCCAUUAUUGAUUGAUGGUAAGACUACUUUACCUCAACCAGCUGUUGACUCCGUCAACAAGAACUUGGUUGCCUUGAAGGGUCCAUUGGCUACCCCAGUUGGUAAGGGUCACACUUCCAUGAACUUGACUUUAAGAAGAACUUUCAACUUGUUCGCCAAUGUCCGUCCAUGUAAAUCUAUUGUUGGUUACGACACUCCAUACGAAAACGUUGAUACCGUUUUAAUUAGAGAAAACACCGAAGGUGAAUAUUCUGGUAUUGAACACACCAUUGUUCCAGGUGUUGUCCAAUCCAUCAAGUUGAUCACCAAGCCAGCUUCUGAAAAGGUUAUCAGAUACGCUUUUGAAUACGCCAAAUCUAUCAACAAGCCACACGUUCUUGUUGUCCACAAGGCUUCCAUCAUGAAGUUGUCCGAUGGUUUAUUCGUCAACACCGCCAAGGAAGUUGCUAAGGAAUACCCAGAUGUUACCUUGGAUUUCGAAUUGUUAGAUAACACUUCCUUGAAGUUAACCUCUGACCCAUCUGAAUAUAAGAACGUCGUCAUGGUUAUGCCAAACUUGUACGGUGAUAUCAUGUCUGAUUUAUCUUCUGGUUUAAUCGGUGGUUUAGGUUUAACCCCAUCCGGUAACAUGGGUAACAAGGUUUCUAUUUUCGAAGCCGUCCAUGGUUCUGCCCCAGAUAUCGCCGGUAAAGGUUUAGCUAACCCAACCGCUUUAUUGUUAUCUUCUUGUAUGAUGUUGAGACACAUGUCUUUGAACGCUGAUGCCGACAAGAUUGAAAACGCUGUCUUAAAGACCAUUGCUUCUGGUCCAGAAAACAGAACUGGUGACUUGAAGGGUACUGCUUCCACCUCUCACUUUACUGAACAAGUUAUUAACAACUUGUAAGUAGAAGAAUUUUAUAUACAUAUAUAAUUUUGAUGAUGUCAAUAAAUACACUUGAGAUUUAACCUGAUAUGUAUAUUGAAAACGUACUUGCCAAGCAAUGUGCAACGUCUCUACGAAUUUACAGUAAAAUGCUUGAUCUGAAAUUCCGGCCAUAUCUAAUUCUUAACUUUCAACUUAUCCAAAGCUUCACUAGCUUCAUCAACACUCAACUCAUCCAAGAUAAUAUUUGUUCCUUCUACGAUUGCAACAUGUUCAACCUUGUGGACUCUGUCUUCAUACUCUUCCAAAGUUUCUUCCUUCUUCAAGUCAAUUUCCUUGACCAAAAUAGGUUCACCUCUAUCAACUUCAGCAAUAACUCUAUGAAUCAUAACUCCACCUUUAGUAAUUUCGCCAUCUUGACCAGCUUUCCAACAUCUAUCAAUGGCAUGAGUACCUUCAAAUGCACCAGGUAAUGCUGGAUGUAAGUUGAUAAUAGUUAUACCUGCUUUGGCCAAAGGUUCCAAAACAAUAGGAGAUAAAAUUAACAUCCAUCCAGCACAUACGAUAAGAUUUGGUUUUAUAUAGUCAUCUUCCUUUUCACCUUUAAUAUUACCAUAGAUUAACAAGUUGGCCAAAUCAGAAUUGAAAAGUUCUCUUUUGGCUUUACGUUCGUCUUUUUGUUCUUUAGUAGUUCCCUUGUAAUAUUCUUUCAAAAUAUGAGUCUUGGUAGGAAUUGAUGCCCUUUCAGCCCGAGUUAAACCAAACGCAGUAUCACUAGAUGAUAUAACUUGUGUUAUCUUACCUUUCAACUUGCCAUUCUUUUCAGCAUCGAUGAGUGCUUGCAAAUUGGUACCUGACCCGGAUAUCAAAACCGUUAUAUUCAAUGUCAUUGUUUUGUACUAGUUCUAGAAUCAAUUGGAUGUAUCACUG
Molecule: messenger RNA, 2133 nt
Organism: Spathaspora passalidarum NRRL Y-27907
Lineage: Eukaryota; Fungi; Ascomycota; Pichiomycetes; Serinales; Debaryomycetaceae
Gene: IDH2
Product: isocitrate dehydrogenase (NAD(+))
Exons: 1
Coding region: 127-1224 (365 amino acids)
Biological process (GO): isocitrate metabolic process; tricarboxylic acid cycle
Cellular component (GO): mitochondrion
Molecular function (GO): magnesium ion binding; NAD binding; isocitrate dehydrogenase (NAD+) activity
Source: RefSeq, a predicted model, not a curated record